Electrophorus electricus (electric eel) is the source of this 2756-nucleotide messenger RNA. Its product is annotated as thyrotropin-releasing hormone receptor. Gene Ontology annotation, cellular component: membrane. Gene Ontology annotation, biological process: phospholipase C-activating G protein-coupled receptor signaling pathway. Gene Ontology annotation, molecular function: thyrotropin-releasing hormone receptor activity. The record is from RefSeq and is a predicted model, not a curated record. Lineage: Eukaryota; Metazoa; Chordata; Actinopteri; Gymnotiformes; Gymnotidae.
ACAGCUCCUUUCUACAACGCCAGAAGAUUUUCAAUCACAUAAAUCAAGGAGUAAUCAUGGAUUUCUACUCUGUGAACUGAUGGUGAAAAUCAGAGAGAUCAAAAACAUCUCUCCAGAGAACCCUCCUUCAGCAGUGCAGGACUCAAAGCAGCGUCCUACUAUGGAGAACGUGACUAUCAGCGCGGCCACUAAUUUCACCAACAGUCAACCUUUGGCCAACAUGCCUGAGAAUUCUUUGGAAGUCCAGGUCAUCACCAUUUUCCUUUCACUGCUGAUCUGUGGUGUGGGAAUAGCUGGCAAUGUUAUGGUGGUCUUGGUGGUUCUCCGAACCAAACAUAUGAUGACUCCGACCAACUGCUAUCUGGUGAGCUUGGCCAUUGCAGACCUCAUCGUUCUCCUGGCUGCUGGACUGCCCAACAUCUCAGAGGUGGUUUCAUCUUGGAUCUAUGGCUAUGCUGGCUGCUUGUGCAUAACCUACCUGCAAUACCUGGGCAUCAAUGUUUCCUCUUGCUCCAUCACGGCUUUCACCGUCGAACGCUACAUUGCGAUUUGCCACUCCAUAAAGGCACAGUUCAUAUGCACAGUGUCAAGAGCCAAGAAGAUCAUUGCCUGUGUUUGGAUUUUCACCUGCAUCUACUGUAUUAUGUGGUUUUUCCUCGUUGAUACACACGAGAUGGUUUAUGCUAAUGGGAUCAUUGUCAGAUGUGGCUACCGGGUCUCAAGGAACCUCUAUAUGCCAAUUUACUUUUUGGACUUCACACUGUUUUAUGUGAUUCCCCUCAUUGUGGCUACUGUACUCUAUGGGUUGAUUGCCAGAAUACUGUUCAUGAACCCACUGCCCUCAAAUUUGUCAGAAAGAGGAAAUGAUUCCAUCCAUCAGGGACGGACAAACAGCACAGUGAAGGUCUCCUGCAAGCCAAACAAGGGUGCAGUGUCCUCCAGAAAACAGGUUACGAAGAUGCUGGCCGUAGUGGUGGUGCUGUUCGCCUUGCUGUGGAUGCCAUAUCGCACGCUGGUGGUGGUGAACUCGCUCAUGGACCCUCCAUACCUGGAUGCCUGGUUCCUGCUCUUCUGCCGUAUGAGCAUCUACACCAACAGUGCCAUCAAUCCCAUCAUCUACAAUGCCAUGUCACAGAAGUUCCGCACAGCCUUCAAGAAACUCUGCCACUGUGAGGGACCUGGAGGGAAGGAGAAGGAAGCAAAGUUCAGUGUCCCUGUUUACUACAGCGUCAUCAAAGACUCGUCCCGUGAAAGCCCCGAAUAUGACACGGAGCAGGAAUUCGUCAGCACCUACACUGUCCCUGCCAGGAGGGUGAACUUUUCAGCUCAGGCAGGAGGAGGGGACACCGCAACCAUGUUUAGUAUUGCUUGAAACAAGCUGAGAGAUGGAGAGGAGGACACAGUGUUCUCUGAGUUAGGGGGGAGGGCUAUGUCUGGUGGGCUUAAGGGAGGUAAGGUCUUAUAGACACUCAUUAUGGGGAUUUAAACAUUUGCCAAUUUUAACUGGAUCUCUGGAUCUUGGUGGUACAAAUACUUCUAUUAAAACAGGACAGAACAUUAAGUAAGUACAUUAAGUGAAAUGAUUACUAUGUAUGGGCAAAAGAGAUGGGCGAAAACAUAUUAUCUCAUGCAAAAAGUCAGUAUAAGCGUCAACAACACAUACAUUGUUUAGGUUAUUUAACAGCUUUCAAAACCACAAUAAACCGCAACACUAAUGAAUGCCCAAAACAGUAAAUGUGAGAUCCUUAAUCAAAGGUUUGAUGACAUGCCACAUGUCUCCAGCAUUUUAUUGUGGCUUCACCUCUGCAUGCUGUUAACCAUUUUAGCCCUGAUAAAACCUUAGAAUGCAUGUGUGCACAGACAGAAAAAUGUGCAUGGGAUCAUUUUCAGUUCAUAGUCAUAAACUGGAUGAUUUACAGUGCCAGCUAGAGAAAAGAGACUGCCAAGCUGGAAGUCAACCCAGUAAUGCUUAUUCUUUUGAAAUCUGAUGAGAAAAUGGUCAAACAAAACAAUGCCUUCAAAACGUUAAGAGUCACAGUAUCAUAUCAGUUCACAUCAACUGUAAAAAAUGACCAUGAUGAUAAGUGUAAUGUUUGGUGGCAAGCCAUUAUUCUAUAGGAAUAUGAAAGAUACUGCCAGUGUUACCAGGACAUGUGCAGCACUUUUAUGGUGUGAUUUUUUUUCUUCUUCUUUUUUCCAGAAUCAAAAGCAUUUACGGAAAAGGUGUUUAUAAGUUUUUGUUGAAAUGCAUGAAUCUCUCAUUAGCACAACCUCACAUGCUUAUUGUUUGCAAAAGCAUGACAAGUCCAUGUAAAUGUUUUAAAACAAGCUACUGACACAUCACACCAAACUGACUUCAAACUGCUGCUGACUUGUUUAACCCUGAAUGUAGCCCCUGCAGCAUGAACCCUGAUAAGCUGAAGGGUAGGAGGUCAGCAACAGCUGAUGUGGAUAACUGUGUUGAAAAGCUAUUGCCUCUAUAACAGUGAUGAGAGCAUUUACACUAGCGUUGACACUAAAAACCACCAAUGCACUUUGGAGCUGUGCAUCAAGAGUUUAUGGGUCAAUCUGUUAAAGCUGAGAAAUUUAUGCUUGGGGGGAAUCACUCAGUUUUUGACACAUUUGAAGAGAAUAGCUGCUACUUAUGAUAAUUGUAUAUUGCUCAAAUGUCUUAACUUUUAGCUGUUGAAGCUUUUUGUUAUUACAGUUAUUGUGAAAUGGAGGUAAAUAUUGUAGUAUUUAUAAUGAAUAUAUAU